UUCCCUAACCACCAAAGUCACUAAAGACAAAUGAUGGAGAGGUUACACAAGGAAAAACUGCAAACACUGAAAGUUAAUAUGUCCUUGUUUGCAUACUGGCAAAUGAGAAUUCAGGUUUCAUGUCAACUUCAGUGUGAAUAAUUCCAGCCUAUAACAAGAACAGACAGUGAGUGAAUGAGUUAAUUUAAGUUGUUUUGAAAAGAAGAAUGUUUUCCAUAAAGAGAGCAUUGAACUCAUCCAUUAGCAUGCUAUGGUGAUUUCUGGCUUGACACUGGUCACAACAAUUAAAAGUAAAAUGAAUGUCACAGCAGAUACACAAAUCAGGUGCAUAUAGAAUUUAAGGUCAGGAUAUUCAAGCAAUCACAACCUGUGAUGUUACACCAGCAUUUUAAAAAUUUCUUUCUGUCUGUUCAGACAUGAUAACUUUUCUGUCUAUCACUUUUUCCAUUCUAAUAAUGGUUAUAUUUUUUAUUGGAAAUUUUGCUAAUGGCUUCAUAGCAUUGGUAAAUUGCAUUGAGUGGGUCAAGAGACAAAAGAUCUCCCUUGCUGACCAAAUUCUCACUGCUCUGGCUGUCUUCAGAGUUGGUUUUCUCUGGGUAUUAUUAUUAAAUUGGUAUGCAACUGAGUUUAAUCUAGCUUUUUAUAGUGAAGAAGUAAGAAUCACUACUUAUAAUGUCUGGGUAGUGACCAACCAUUUCAGCAACUGGCUUUCUACUAGCCUUAGCAUGUUUUAUUUGCUCAGAAUUGCCACUUUCUCCAACCUGAUUUUUCUUCACUUAAAGAGGAGAGUUAAGAGUGUCAUUCUGGUGACACUGUGGGGGCCUUUGCUAUUUUUGGAUUGUCAUCUUUUUGUGAUGAACAUGAAUCAGAUUGUGUGGAGAAAAGAAUAUGAAGGAAACAUUACUUGGAGGAUGAAAUUGAGGAGUGCAAUGUACCUUUCAAAUGUGACUGUAGGCAUGCUAGCAAACCUUAUACCCCUCACUCUGACCCUGAUGUCUUUUCUGCUGUUAAUCUGUUCUCUGUGUAAACAUCUGAAGAAGAUGCAGGUCUAUGGCAAACGAUCUCAAGAUCCCAGCACCAAGGUCCACAUAAAAGCUUUGCAAACUGUGACCUCCUUUCUCCUGUUAUGUGCCAUUUACUUUCUGUCCGUGAUCCUAUCAGUUUGGAAUUUUGGGCUGGAAAGGAAACCUUUCUUCAUGUUCUACCAAGCUAUCCUAUUCAGCUAUCCUUCAACCCACCCAUUCAUCCUGAUUUGGGGAAACAAGAAGCUAAAGCAGAUUUUUCUUUCAGUUUUAUGGAACGUGAGGUACUGGGUGAAAGGACAGAAGCCUUCAUCUCCAUAGAUUCACGAGAGGGGCAUUUUGUGUUUUCUAGCAGAAAACAAACUGGUGGUGUAUGAAACAUUUUCUAUUUCUUACUGGGUUUUCUGUAAUGUAUGUGUAUGUGAAUAAUUUCAAAAUGUAUACCUAGAAAAGUCUUUUACUUAAAGUUAGUCUAGAAAAGUAUAUAUGUGUGUGUAUGUAUUUAUGUGUGUAUGAAAAACUGAAGAACAUUGACAAUACCAUGCUUUUUAUUGUUUUUUCACAAAAACUACCAAACUAUAGAAAAUAAUUCCUUACAAUUAUGAAGCCAUGUUUAUUUUAUAUAUGUAUUUUGUAUUUCAUUUGAAGAAUUUAUGUCUAUUUAUAAUUAUUAAGAACUAAUGGCUUAUCUCAGGAAAAUAUUGCUUUUUUCUUUUGUUAUUUGAACCACACAAAUGUACCACAGUUGCUUAGAAUUCGUUGUUUUAACCUACAACUUUCUGGAUAAUAAGGUCGUUCAAUUCUAAAUCAAUAAUGAGGAUGUAUCUUCAGG
Chlorocebus sabaeus (green monkey) is the source of this 1854-nucleotide messenger RNA. Its product is annotated as taste receptor type 2 member 46. The record is from RefSeq and is a predicted model, not a curated record. NCBI's taxonomy places the organism in Eukaryota, Metazoa, Chordata, Mammalia, Primates, Cercopithecidae. Gene Ontology annotation, cellular component: membrane. Gene Ontology annotation, biological process: sensory perception of taste; detection of chemical stimulus involved in sensory perception of bitter taste; G protein-coupled receptor signaling pathway. Gene Ontology annotation, molecular function: bitter taste receptor activity; G protein-coupled receptor activity.